Messenger RNA from Vigna angularis (adzuki bean), 1050 nucleotides. RefSeq lists its product as uncharacterized. Gene Ontology annotation, cellular component: nucleus. Gene Ontology annotation, biological process: regulation of DNA-templated transcription. Gene Ontology annotation, molecular function: sequence-specific DNA binding; protein dimerization activity; DNA-binding transcription factor activity. Lineage: Eukaryota; Viridiplantae; Streptophyta; Magnoliopsida; Fabales; Fabaceae. The record is from RefSeq and is a predicted model, not a curated record. The transcript has 4 exons. The coding region runs from base 370 to 864 and encodes 164 amino acids.
CCUUCUCCUUCACUUCUUUCGAUGCCAUCUUUCUCCCCUUCUCCCGUUCUCCACUCACAACUCAAUCACAUCUACACAUUCAUCUUACACAUCUCCUCAAAUUCAAAAUAUUUAUUCACUUAUAUAUCUAUAUUCACCUCUAAAAUCAUUACGUAAAUAAAUCAAUUCUUAGCAAAAGGGUAUUUCUGGAAGUUCGGUGAGAAUAAUCUAGCAGAACGUCACAUAGAUUUGAGAGCCCACCCUCUCUUUUAAAAGACCGUAUGUAGAGCUCUAUCAGCAUAUAGUUCAUUGCAUACCAAAACAAAGCGUAAGAAAAAGGAGAAAACCAAAGCAAAACAAUCACUUUAUAGAGGAAAAAGGGAGCACCAAAUGGUUUCUAAAGAGCAAAAGAGAGCAGCACUGCAUGAGAAGCUGCAACUUCUUCGUUCUCUUACUAACUCUCAUGCACUAAACAAAACCUCGAUCAUAAUAGAUGCGUCAAAGUAUAUCCAGGAAUUAAAGCAAAAGGUGGAAGAACUGAAUCAAGACUUAGCCAAUGCACAAACUUCAACUGGCCAAAAUACUUUGCCUAUGGUAUUUAACAGCUUUCACAUAUAUGUUACAGUAGAAACCACGGAGAAGGGCUUUGUUAUUAAUGUUUUUUCAGCAAAGAGUUGUCCUGGUCUGUUUGUUUCCAUAUUGGAGUCAUUUGAAGAGAUGAGUCUGAAUGUGCUUGAAGCUAGGGCUACUUGUACAGACACUUUUCGAUUUCAUGCUGUUGGAGGAAAAAACGAAGAAGAAGGUAAGAAUAUUGAUGCACGAGCUGUGAAACAGGCAAUGGGACAAGCAAUAAAGAAUUGGAGCCAAAAUGCUGACCAAAAGUAAUAAAAUGUCAGCUUUUACAUUUAUGUUAUUUAUAUCUUCUGUGUGCAUUUUCUUCAUUUAGUUUAAGCAUGUUCUUCCAUUAGACCUAACUUGAAGUUUUAUUGGUCAAGAGAAAUCAAUCGAGCUUCUAUAUAUGAUGCAUAUUUGUAGAAGAUUCUUUGAAAUAUCUAAAUUUUUACAUGUUUA